AGCUUAAAGGCCCCACACUAAGUGUCAUCAGUGGACUUGAGCUGAACUUCUAUCCUUCCAGCGGCGCUGUGCUCAGCCUAAGUGCUCAAGUCUGGACUCUGACAAGCACAUGAAGGGGAGAAGACAUUAAAAGAGGAGGCGGGAGGAUGUCAGUGGAGGUGGACGUGUUGCUGCAGGAGGCCAAGGAGAGCAUCGAGGCAGCUCAGAACUAUCGCAGUGAGCUCCAGCAGCGCUUGCAUGGCCUCAACCAGGCGCGCAAACAGGUGCGGGGCAGCUCCGGUCAGGCCCGCGAGGCCCUCCGGAGGCACUUCGCAGAACUGCAAGCGGCGGCGACCGGUCUGCUGUCGGAGCGACUGAGCGUCUUGCUGUCCGAGGUGGACGCCGUGGAGGCAGACAGCAUCAAGCCUCUGGACGACUGCCAGAGCCUCAUCGAGCAUGGUGUGAGCCAGGCGGACGAGCUCCUACGAGACGGUGAAGCCGCCCUGCGCUGUGGUCUCGGCGAGAAAGAGGACAAACUGGGAAGCUUCACAAAGAAGGCUAUGCACAUCCAGUUGGACAGCCUCCCUGAGGUUCCGGCUCUGGUGGACGUUCCGUGCGUCUCAGCCCAGCUGGACGACUCCCUGCUGGGCCUCCUGCGGGAGCGCGUGUGCCGUCACGGCUCUGUGGCGUCCCACCCGCCUGUGCUGAUAGAAGAACUGCAGGAGAGACCGGGCAGCAUCCUGGUGCGCUGGUGUAAGGUGGAUGAAGACUUUGCCGCCGCUGAUUAUCGGCUGCAGCACCGGCGAGCCGGCAACGGGGGAAGCCAAUACGAAGACGCCUACAUCGGUCGGGACUGUGACUUCCUGGUCCUGCACCUGGACGCUCACACGGACUACUUGUUCAGGGUGUGCGCCCGCGGGGAGGGUCGCACCGAGUGGAGCCCCUGGAGCAUCCCGCAGACUGGAUACACCACCCUGGCGCCACACGAGUGGAGUCCUGGCACUGAGGGCUACAUCCUGGGCAGCAGGAGGAACGUGGCCUUGAGGAAUGACUCCUCCCAAUCUGGCUGCCCCGUCCUCUAUUCCAACGCACCCACCUACUUCUGUGGCCUCACACUCACCUUCAAAAUUACGGCAUCAGGCCACCCAGAUCGGAGGGACAGUCUGGGCGUGUGCGUGGAUGGAAGAGGAGCAGGGGGUCAAAGGUCACUCCAGAGCGACAAGGCGGUCUGCAUCUCCACCAACGGCGCCGUCUUCGUGAACGGCAAAGAGAUGACCAAUCAGCUUCCCGCCAUCAGCCUGGGCUCGGCCGUGACCUUUGACAUGGAGGUGGUGGGCGUGCUCCCGGUCAACAACAACAACGUGAUCGAGGGCGGCGGCUUCAAGCUGAGGGUCACCAUCGGCUCAGGUAGCAGGGAGGUGGUGUUUGAUUGGCUGCUGGAGCAGGCGGUGGACGGCCUCUUCUUCGGAUGCUCCUUCGUCCACUCGGGGUGGAAAGUUCUCGUCUUUUAACUUUUCUUUGGUCUCUUUGUACUUCUCAAUGUCAAGCGUGAGGCUUUUUCACUUCUCACGUCUGCAGGACUCUCACUUUCAUUUCCCUCCACAACUUGGAAUUAGCCAUACUGAUGAUGACAUCAUAGGCCCCGCCUCCUCCCCUUAAAGUCGUCUUGUUUACAUAUUCGAAGGCGGAAAAGUGACAAGCUCGUGAAAGUCGAUCGCUUUUUAUUCUUCGGUGUGUUUAUGUCAGAGGUCGGCAACCCGCGGCUCCGGAGCCGCAUGCGGCUCCUUGACCACUCUGAUGCGGCUCAGCUACAUACAUGCCGACGCCCCCGAUUCCCCCAGGAGAUUUAUGGAUCUCAGUGUCUCUCAUAGAUAACUCCCAGGGAUAAAUAAUCCUAUUUACGCUGUAAUUACUAGAUAAAGGGCGUGCCCUACUUUCACUGCAGUAAUUGUCCUCUAUAACAUACAGCGUGCCAGUCCAGCCACAUGUUGCAUGUUGUUAUUACUUGCACACACAGGAGACAGCAAAGCAUACUUACUCAUCAGCCACACAGCUUACACUGACGGUAGCCGUAUCAAACAACUUUAACAUUGUUACGUUACAAAUAUGCGCCACACUGUGAACCCACACCAAAAAAGAAUGAAAAACACAUUUCUGGAGAACAUCCCACCGUAACACAACAUAAACACAACACAACCAUUACCCAGAAUCCCAUGCAGUCCUAACUCUUCCGGUCUACAUUAUACACCCCCGCUACCACCAAAUCCCCCCACACAUCAACCCCCCCCCCCCUCUCUCUCUCCGUGCGUUGGUUGAGCGGAAGAGUUAGGGCUGCAUGGGAUUCUGGGUAUUGGUACCGUCAGUGUAAGAUGUGUGGCUGCUGAGCUAGUACGGAAGAGUUAGUGCUGCAUGGGAUUCUGGGUAUUAGUACCGUCAGUGUAAGAUGUGUGGCUGCUGACCUAGUACGGAAAAGUUAAUGCUGAAUGGGAUUCUGGGUAUUAAUACCGUCAGUGUAAGAUGUGUGGCAGCUGAGGUAGUAGCCUUGCUGUCGCUUACGUGAACAGGCUGAAACUGCAUUGUACGUGUAGUCGAGCAGGUACACUGUUAGGGCAGACUGUAGAAGGCGCCAAAUGCAGUGCCAUCACGCUCUGAUAUUCGGGAGUCUCUCGGGAAAAAUGAGAGGGUUGGCAAGUAUGACGCUAUCAAGCGCCAAUCAAUUAUUCAUAACUCGCGGGCUGACUAACAUCAAAUGUCCACAUUAAAGUGUGUGCCGGUGCGUGUGUCAGAGACCCCUGGUUAACAUAGCACACAGCAUUUAAGCUUUGUAUGCGGAGUUUUUCACUUUAAAUGUAAAAAAAAUUUUUGUGGCUCCCAUUACUUUCUUUAAUUUGUGAAACUUGCCAAAAUGGCUCUUUGAGUGGUAAAGGUUGCCGA
Entelurus aequoreus (snake pipefish) is the source of this 2913-nucleotide messenger RNA. RefSeq names its product cytokine receptor-like factor 3 (gene crlf3). Gene Ontology annotation, molecular function: protein binding. Lineage: Eukaryota; Metazoa; Chordata; Actinopteri; Syngnathiformes; Syngnathidae. The coding region runs from base 147 to 1490 and encodes 447 amino acids. The transcript is spliced from 9 exons. The record is from RefSeq and is a predicted model, not a curated record.